AUGCAGCACUACGGGGUGAACGGCUACUCUCUGCACGCCAUGAAUUCACUGAGCGCCAUGUACAACCUUCACCAGCAGGCGGCGCAACAGGCCCAGCAUGCACCUGACUACAGGCCUUCAGUGCAUGCCCUUACUCUUGCAGAGAGACUGGCUGACAUUAUCCUUGAGGCCCGGUAUGGCUCCCAGCACCGAAAGCAGCGGCGCAGUCGGACGGCCUUCACCGCCCAGCAGCUGGAGGCCCUGGAGAAAACUUUCCAGAAGACCCACUAUCCUGAUGUGGUGAUGCGGGAACGUCUGGCCAUGUGCACCAACCUGCCUGAGGCACGCGUUCAGGUCUGGUUCAAGAACCGCCGGGCCAAGUUUCGUAAGAAGCAGCGCAGCCUGCAGAAGGAGCAGCUCCAGAAACAGAAGGAGGCAUCCGGAGCUGCAGAGGGCUCUACAGAGGACUCCAAGACUGACCUCACCACCACCAAUGCCACCACUACCACCCUGGUUCCUGAAGCCCACACUCCUCCCCCUCCCUCCUCUUCCUCAUCCUGUCACUCAGAGACAGAGAGGCUGGCAGCCGCACGGCCCCAGCCUGGAGAGAUGAGCGUGGAAGUCAACGUCACCUCCCCUGAGCCAUCGGACAGCGAGUCAGCAGCGGAAGAUAAUGCUGACAGAGAGGAGGACGAAAUGAGAGGGGAGACAAGGGUGAAGAUCAGGGAGGAGACGCAAGGGGAGGGGGGAGCGCAGCCGGGGAGCAGCUCUCCAUCCUGCAAACGGCUGAGCCCCACGUCAGACUCUCCCUUGAGCUCCCCCGCCUUGCCGUCCUCCAGUAGCGUGACCAGCAGUUUGGCGCAAAGCAACUCCUACGCUUCAUCUCCUCUCAGCCUCUUCCGGCUGCAGGAGCAGUUUCGUCAGCACAUGGCCGCCACCAACAACCUGGUGCACUACCCGUCCUUUGACAUGAGCACGCCGUCCUCUCUGCCCUACCUGGGCAUGAACGUCAACAUGCCGUCCCCUCUGAGCUCGCUGCCCUGCCAGUCCUACUACCAGACCCUGUCACAGGCCCAGCAGGUAUGGAACAGUCCGCUGCUGCAGGCGGCGCCAGGCAGCCUCCCUGGAAGCCUCAACAGCAAGACCACCAGCAUUGAGAACCUCCGUCUGAGGGCCAAGCAGCAUGCAGCCUCGCUGGGAUUGGACACACUCCCCAACUGAAGCUCAGGCUGCUCAGUCCUCAUGUGUUCGCCCUCUAGUCAGGGCCGUACCUAUGAAUUAUGGGCCCUGUCAACAGGAGGUGACUCUGGGCCCCCCUUCGCUUUCCUUUUGACCACUCUCACCACUGUCAGCAACUAUGGGUAUCCAUCCAAAACUCAGACACAUCUCCAAAAACUCAUCCGAAAUAUCCCAGAUUUACCCAAUUGGCUGUCAUGAUUUUAAAAAUCCUCUGUUGUUGUACAAUGUUUUCUUUGCAGUUUUCUCGAUUUCAAAUAAAGCCAAUUUCAAAACCAGAGCGGCGUGACGAACAGUAGAAACACCACAAGCCAAAAAAUGUGUUUUAGAGCUGGCACUUUAAUUUGGGGCUCUCAGUUGUCGACACACGUAUUCCCCUUCACAUCAUCAUCAUUGUAUGGGCGCGCAGCUCGACGCCGGGGAACACACCAGAGCAUGACGGACACCUCUGCUGGAUAGACUUAACAGAAAAUAAGAUUAGAACAAGAACUCAAUGGACUAAAUGCAACAAAAAAAAAUCCCACCUGGACUGCAGUUGUAACUGAAAUGUACUUUUUGCCUGUGGAUUUUUGCUUGUAUUCGACGACUCCUGGUCAACAGCAUAAGCCAACUCUGCUAAAGCUAGCUGCUCACUAUGUUUUCAGCCUUCUCUGUGACGUCAGGACAGGAAGUCUUAAACUGCAGAGCUGUCAGUCUUAUUCCAGGACAGAUAUAAGAUAUUAAAAUAUUCUAUAACUCAACCCCUGAACGUGAACUAUGCAUGCAUGCACCCCUCUGAAGCAUGGCUUACAGCCGCAAGACACAGAAUGAAGUCACAUCAGAUCUGAUAUCAGAAAUAAAGCUCAGAUCAUGCAAUAUAAUCCCACACACGACUCCUUGUUUAAAGUUACAGCACUCAUCUUAGCCUGCAAGAAUCCAUUGAGCGUUGUAAAUACAGUAGCCCUCAGUGUUCGCCUCCAUCUGCCUGGCUAAAGAGUAACUCCAUGUCUCCUUUUGUGUGAAGGAUUUGAGUGGAAAUACAUUUUUUAAUUGUGGCUUUAAGCAAAGGACCUACAGCAGAGGCACAGUGACAAAUAAAUGUGAACCCAGCAGACAUUUUUGUUCACUCGGGUGCCAGAACUCAACAGAGUCACCACUUUUUCUGACCCACUGGCUUCAGCAGAAAGACGCACAGGCCCAUUCUCUAUGUAUAUCACUGUAGAUUCAAGACAUGUAUUUCUCAAUUGUUUAAAAUGUGAGUAAUUUAUCUGUUUAAUG
Messenger RNA from Morone saxatilis (striped sea-bass), 2472 nucleotides. Its product is annotated as diencephalon/mesencephalon homeobox protein 1-B-like. The record is from RefSeq and is a predicted model, not a curated record. The transcript has 4 exons. Gene Ontology annotation, biological process: regulation of transcription by RNA polymerase II. NCBI's taxonomy places the organism in Eukaryota, Metazoa, Chordata, Actinopteri, Moronidae. Gene Ontology annotation, molecular function: DNA-binding transcription factor activity, RNA polymerase II-specific; RNA polymerase II transcription regulatory region sequence-specific DNA binding. The coding region runs from base 1 to 1200 and encodes 399 amino acids.